Messenger RNA from Microthlaspi erraticum, 954 nucleotides. The record is from the annotation of a GenBank genome assembly. Lineage: Eukaryota; Viridiplantae; Streptophyta; Magnoliopsida; Brassicales; Brassicaceae.
AUGGAAGAAGAUUGCAAGUUUCCAAAUUGGGAUGAACUAAUCCCAGACGCUCUCGGCUUGAUCUUCAGCUACUUACCUCUUCAAGAAGUCUUAACAGUGGUGCCUAGGGUUUGCAAAGCAUGGAACAGAGCUGUCACUGGACCUUAUUGCUGGCAAGAGAUAGACAUUGAGCUGUGGAGUAACCGUUGCCACCAGUCCGAUCAUCUCGAUCGAAUGCUUCAGAUGUUGAUCCAUAGAAGCUCUGGUUCUUUGCGGAAACUCUCCGUCACUGGUCUUCAAAAUGACUCCAUCUUCUCCUUCAUUGCUCAACAUGCUGGUUCACUUAAGACCUUGAAGGUGCCAAGAAGUGGUCUAAGCAAUUCAGGUGUGGUAAACGUAGCUGAGAAGCUUUCGUCUCUCACAUUCUUGGACUUGAGCUAUUGCUGCAAAGUAGGUCCAGAGGCGAUACAAGCCAUAGGCAAACACUGUAAACUCCUGAUAGAGUUCUGCAGAAACAUGCAUCCACUGGACGUAGCGAGUGUGGUCUCACACGACGACGAGGCUUACGCGAUCGCCAGCACAAUGCCGAAGCUGAAGCGGUUAGAGAUCGCGUACCACAGAGUCAGCACGGAAGGAGUGUUAAAGAUCUUGUCUUGCUGCGUUUCUCUCGAGUUCUUGGAGCUUAGAGGGUGUUGGGACGUGCAGCUAGAUAACAAGUUCUUCAAGGAGAAGUUUCCGGCUUUGAAAGUGUUGGGCCCACGCGUGAUCGGUUUCUACGAUAUGAUAAACGAUUGGGAGGAUUGCUGCUCUGAUUAUUUCUCGGAUGGGUCUGAUUACUUGGCUUGGGAGUUUCUUGAAGAUGGUGAGAUGGGUGAGUUCUAUGAAGAUGAGUUUGAGCAUGGUUGGGAUGAUAACUUUUACGCUGAGAGCUUGAAUAUUGACAUGGAACCACAUCUUUGGCCGCCAUCUCCAUGA